Messenger RNA from Oppiella nova, 3543 nucleotides. The record is from the annotation of a GenBank genome assembly. NCBI's taxonomy places the organism in Eukaryota, Metazoa, Arthropoda, Arachnida, Sarcoptiformes, Oppiidae.
AUGAUCAAAAUCGCUAGCUAUAACAAGUUGCUGAUACGAGUAUUAGUAGUAAUAAGUGCUAUAAUUAAUGCCAUUAUAGAAGUGAUUAAAAACAUAUUCGGUAUAAGAAGGAGAUGUGAAAGUAGGACACGACUCGACCAUAAGGUGGUUGUCCUCACCGGUGGUAAUACAGGCAUUGGGAAGGAGACGGCCUAUCAGUUGACAUUACGUGGGGCUAAGGUAAUCAUUGGUUGUCGUGAUCUGAAUAAGGGAAGGGAUGCUGUCCAACACAUCCGCUCUUUGAACCCAAAGGCAAACAUCAGUUUAAUUCAAUUGGAUUUGUCUUCACUUUCAUCGGUGCGAGAGUUCGCCAAAUCAGUGGCGGAACAAGAGUCCAGAAUCGAUAUCCUUAUAAAUAAUGCCGGAGUUAUGAUGUGUCCCGAGUUGGCCACCGAAGAUGGCUUUGAGAUGCAGUUCGGGACCAAUCACUUGGGCCACUUUUUGCUAACUUUAUUACUAAUUAAUUUACUCAAGAAGUCAGUGAACGCCAGAGUAAUCAACGUCUCAUCGGCCGCACACUUAACCGGAAAAAUAUUUUUCGAUAACAUAAACCUGAGAAACGGCGCCUACAGUCCAGUGAAAGCCUACAGUCAAAGCAAAUUAGCGAAUGUCUUAUUUACUCGAGAACUCGCCAAACGAUUGGGUCCUAAAUGUAAUGUUAAGACAUAUAGUCUUCACCCGGGGAUUGUGUACAGCGAUUUGGGUCGUCAUCUGCCCCUACAGUUUGUCAUCACUUAUGUUCUUCGGGUGAUUAGUAUUAAUGUUGAGUUAGGCUCUCAGACCACACUCUACUGCGCCCUCGAACCCAGUCUUGACAACGAAUCGGGACUUUAUUACGAUGAUUGUCAUCGCAUCGAUAAAAUGACUGCAAACGCAACAAAUGAUGAAAACGCCGAAAACCUAUGGAUAAUGAGCUGUGAUUUAAAAUGCAAAAGUAAUAAACGACUUGAUGGACAGGUAGUUGUAAUAACGGGUGCCAACACUGGUAUUGGCAAAGAGACUGCUCUCCAAUUGUCAUUACGUGGCGCUAAGGUGAUCAUUGGAUGCAGAGAUGUGCAAAAGGGCGAGAAUGCGGUCCAAGAUAUUAAGAAUGAGAAUCCGGACGCAAACAUAAUUGUCAUGAAAUUGGAUUUGUCUUCACUUUCAUCGGUGCGAGAGUUCGCUAAAUCAGUUGCGGAACAGGAGUCCAGAAUAGAUAUCCUUAUCAAUAAUGCAGGAGUUAUGAUGUGUCCCGAGUCUACCACCGAGGAUGGCUUUGAAUUACAACUCGCAACCAAUUAUCUGGGACACUUUCUGUUGACCCACUGUUUACUACCAUUACUGAAGAAGUCACCGAAAGCAAGAAUCCUUAAUAUAUCGUCAAUUUGUCAUAUUAUGGGAAAAAUACAUUUUGAAAACAUAAACUUAAAGAAUGGUGUUUAUAGACCAUUGAAAGCCUACAGUCAAAGCAAAUUAGCCAUCAUUUUGAGCACUAGAGAAAUGGCCCGAAGAUUAGGUGCUGAGAGUACUAUUAAUGUGUAUAGUCUUCAUCCGGGAGUUAUUCACACUGAGAUUUCCCGACACUUUCCGUUAUAUUUUUAUUUAUUCAUUAAAAACUUCAUGAUAUCAAUUGAGUUGGGGGUUCAGACAACUCUGUAUUGUGCCCUCGAGGACAGUCUCCAAAAUGAGUCCGGAGAUGUCCAAAAGGGUGAGACGGCUGCCCAAUACAUCAGAAUUAAGAAUCCAAAGGCAAAUGUAAUGGUAAUGAAAGUGGAUUUGUCUUCACUUUCAUCGGUGAGAGAGUUCUCCAAAUCAGUUGCAGAACAAGAAUCCAAAAUAGAUAUCCUAAUCAAUAACGCCGGAGUGUUUGGAUGUCCUGAGUCUCAGACUGUUGAUGGCUAUGAAAUGCAUUUUGGGACCAAUCACUUGGGUCAUUAUCUGUUGACACUGUCUUUACUACCAUUACUAAGAGAGGCACCAAAAGCCAGAAUAGUGAACGUUUCGGCGGCACUUCAUAUUUACGGCAAAAUACACUUUGAAAACAUAAACCUACGAAACGGCGCCUACACUCCACUCGUGGGUUACGCUCAGAGCAAAUUGGCUAACAUUAUGUUCACACAGGAAUUGGCCCGAAGAUUAGGACCCAAUAGCUCUGUAACGGCUUAUAGUCUACACCCGGGAGUCAUAAUCACUGAAUUACAGCGAAAUCUGUCGAAAUUUCUCAAAUAUCUCCUCAGCUUCUUCACGGUGUCCAUUGAAAUGGGAGUCCAAACCACACUCUAUUGUGCUCUCGAAGAAAGUCUUCAAAAUGAGUCCGGAUUUUACUACGAUGAUUGCAGUCGUGUUAAUCGUAUGAUAUCUCAAGCAAGUGAUGUCGAGUCGGCUAAAAAACUUUGGGAAUUGAGCUCUGAUUUAUUAUUCAAGAAUAUACUGAAUAUUAGAAGAAAAUGUAGGAGCGAUACAAGACUUGAUGGAAAGGUAGUGGUGAUAACCGGUGCCAACACUGGUAUCGGCAAAGAGACGGCACUGGAACUGUCAUUACGAGGCGCUAAGAUAAUAAUUGGUUCGCGAGAUGUGGACAGAGGAAAGAGAGCCGUUCAAGACAUCCAACUCAAGAAUCCAAAGGCAAACAUAAUUGUCAUGAAAUUGGAUUUGUCUUCACUUUCAUCGGUCCGACACUUCGCUAAAACAGUUUCCCGCGAAGUGUCCACUAUUGACAUCCUUAUGAAUAACGCCGGAGUGAUGGCGUGUCCCGAGUCUACCACCGAAGAAGGCUUUGAGAUGCAGUUCGGAACCAAUCAUUUGGGCCAUUAUCUGCUGACCCUAUCACUGAUGCCUUUAUUGAAGAAGUCGCUGAAAGCGAGGAUAAUAACUGUCUCAUCGAUAGCUCAUAUGUCGGGAAGCAUUCACUUUGAAAACAUAAAUCUCCGAAACAAGGCGUACGACCCGAUGACAGCCUACAGACAAAGCAAAUUAGCGAAUAUACUCUUCACGCGACAACUCUCCCGAAGAUUAGGUCCCAAAAGUAAUAUCAAUGUCUAUUGUCUUCAUCCGGGAAUCAUUAGGACUGAGUUAUGGCGACACAACUCCAGUAGUCCAGUCAAGAGGUUGUUACACAAGUUGUUGCUAAUUGACUCGCGACUGGGUGCUCAGACAUCCCUGUACUGCGCCCUCGACAACAGUUUGGACAACGAAUCGGGAUUUUAUUAUGAUGAUUGUCGUCGAGUCGAUGAUUGUUGUAUGGUUCCGGUGGCCAGGGAUGACAACACUGCAGAACUGUUAUGGAAUUUGAGCUCUGAUUUGGUUAAACUUGAAGAUCACUUCAAACUCGAUUUAAUUAAAUAACUCUUUAAUCACUAUUAAGAGUAUAAACGUGUCAACACAUCAAUAAUUGUAUGUUUGUUACAAGAAUUUGUAUAUCAAUGUGUAAAGGGAUGGGAACGACAUAACAUGACAGGACAGGACAUAUCGCUUAUAUAAACGAUGAAACAGACUUUAGGGAAUAACUUGAGAAUCUAAUUGACU